AUGAGUUCCAACGAGGACCAAGGGGUGGACUUUAAACUUUACCGCUAUACACCUUCUCUGGUGGCAGCAAUCAUCUUCAUUGUUCUGUUCGUUCUCGCGACUGCCUAUCAUCUUUACCAAGUCGUUCGUACACGAUUCUGGUACUUUACAAUAUUCGUCGUUGGAGGAGCCUUUCAAAUUAUCGGUUACAUUUGCCGCGCACUCGCCCACAAUGACAAAGAAAACAUCCCAAUCUAUUCAGUCGGAACAAUCAUGAUCCUUCUCGCUCCUCCUCUCUAUGCAGCAUCGAUAUACAUGACCCUAGGGCGUCUCGUUGUGCAUUUGGAUGCCGAGAGCUUGAGUUUGGUGCCAGUAAAAUGGCUUACUGCAAUUUUCGUCACGGGAGAUGUGAUCGCAUUCCUGAUGCAAGCAGCAGGUGGCGGGAUCAUGGCAAGCGGGACUCUCAGCGCGAUGACCACUGGCGAGCAUAUCACAAUUGGCGGUCUUGCCGUACAAUUAGUGUUCUUCAGCGUAUUCAUCGUAGCUUCAUCAAUCUUCCACUACCGCAUUCGCAAUAAUCCGACUGAGAAGUCUAUUGGCCAAUCACGCUCAGGCAGUUGGGAAGCUGUCAUGGCCGGGCUCUAUGUGGCUAGCAUUCUUAUUCUCAUUCGGUCUAUUUUCCGAUUGAUCGAAUACGCUCAAGGCAACAGUGGGUAUCUCAUCAGCCAUGAGGUAUUUAUGUAUGUCUUUGAUUCGAUGCUUAUGUUCUUUGCCAUGGUUGUAAUGAGCGUUUUCCACCCGUCAAAGGUUCUUGCUCGGCCAUCGAGACUACCUCGCUCUUUAAGGAAGUCUCAAUCAGAGAACACGGAGCUAUACUCGACAGAAGUCUAG
Penicillium robsamsonii is the source of this 870-nucleotide messenger RNA. Its product is annotated as RTA1 domain-containing protein. The transcript has 3 exons. NCBI's taxonomy places the organism in Eukaryota, Fungi, Ascomycota, Eurotiomycetes, Eurotiales, Aspergillaceae. Gene Ontology annotation, cellular component: membrane. Bases 1 to 870 code for a protein of 289 amino acids. The record is from RefSeq and is a predicted model, not a curated record.